This is a messenger RNA of Ascoidea rubescens DSM 1968, 3261 nucleotides long. RefSeq names its product Bro1p (gene BRO1). Gene Ontology annotation, biological process: protein transport to vacuole involved in ubiquitin-dependent protein catabolic process via the multivesicular body sorting pathway. Gene Ontology annotation, cellular component: endosome. The coding region runs from base 176 to 3178 and encodes 1000 amino acids. NCBI's taxonomy places the organism in Eukaryota, Fungi, Ascomycota, Saccharomycetes, Ascoideales, Ascoideaceae. The transcript has a single exon. Gene Ontology annotation, molecular function: protein binding. The record is from RefSeq and is a predicted model, not a curated record.
UCCAUUGCUAGAGCGAAGAGAGAGAAGAAGAAGCACUAGAGAAGAGACGAAAGAGUUGUAUAUCGAGUUCCGUUUUGGGCCGAUGCCCCUAUCAGUGCUCUUUCUUUUGCUUCUCUUUUUCUUGCUCGCUCUCCAGCUUCCCAGAUUCUGAUUCAUCUGCCUGCAACAGCCCACAAUGGAAAAACCAGCUUUGAUAACCAUUCCCUUGAAGGACUCAGGCUCCUUGGACUGGGCAACGCCUUUGCGAAGAUACAUCAGAGCCAUUUAUGGCAGCUUCAACGACCUCACUGAAGAGACCUCGUUGAUCAGCAAGUUUAGAGACGAUGCUGUGUGCUCACACUCUCCCAACCAGACCAGCUUGAACUGCUACUACAAAUACUAUGCUCAAUUGGAAUUGAUGGACUUGCGAUUUCCCAUCAAGGAAAAUGGCGUCAAUGUCAAGUUUCUUUGGCACGAUGCCUUUGAUAAAUCUUCGAAGAUAACCCAACAUUCUGUCGCCUUUGAAAAGGCCUCUAUUUUGUUCAAUAUUGCCUCAAUUUUAUCUCAGAUUGGCUACCACUCAUACAAAGAUGAUAACAACGAUCAUUUUGAUCAAUCAAGUGAUAUCACCAAUAUGAAAAAGGCACUAGUUAAUUUUCAAAGUGCUGCUGGGAUCUUUCAGUUUAUUUCAGAAAACUUUCUUCAUGCUCCAAGCAACGACAUAAAUCAAUCAACUGUCAAGUUUUUAAUGAAGCUAAUGUUGUCCCAGUCUCAGGAAAUCUUUGUUAUUAAUCUCAUACAAUCCAACAACCAGAAUUAUUCAUUAUUAGCCAAAUUAGUUAAAUCGACUUCAAAUUUCUACAAGACUUCAUUUGAUUUACUUGACUCGUUAGAAAAUGAGCAAAACUGGUAUUUUAAUUAUAAAAACUGGUCGAAUAUUUUAAACAUAAAGUAUCUUUAUUACAAAGCAAUCUCCAACUACUACAUCUCUUUGCAAUAUAAAAAUUCUUCUAAAAUUGGGUUGUCAAUCUCUCACUUAAGACUAUCUAUUGACUAUUUAAAUGACUGCUUAAAAUUGCCACUAAUGGUUUCAACAAAUUCAGUCAAGCACAAUACAGACUUUAAGGAUUUUAAAGACAAUUUUAUCAAACCGAAUAUUAAGAAACAUUCUGACGAGUUGUUAGAGUUGGAAAAAGAUAAUGAAUUUGUUUAUAAUAAUAUCAUUCCCAAAAGGGAGGAACUCUUUGAUAUCAAGUCGAUUGAUGCCGUUAAAAUUAUCACAAUUGAGAGUCAAUUGGAGAAAUUUACCGAGCAAAAUGAGAAACUCGAUCCAAAUAUCAAUAAGGAUUUAUUUGAAAAGAUUAUCCCAGUCAAAAUUCACGAAUUGAAUAGUUUAUAUUCUGAAGAAAAAGCUAAAAAAUUAAGGAAUAUUGACGAGGAAAUCCAAAUUUCAAAUGAAGAAAUGGAUUCGUUAUUAGAGUUUUUAAAACUACCUAAACAAUUGGUUGAGCUCAAGUCAUUUAUUAUAAAUGAAAAUCGAAGCAAUAACAAUAAUAAAAACCAAGAAUUUGAAGAGUUUUACCAAUCAAAGGUUAUUCCAUUAUCAAUUGAGAUUUCAAAUAAUUUUCCAAUAAACCAGUUAUCGAUUAAUAAUAUAAAGGAAAAUCGAAGCGAGAUUUUUAAAAUGGUUAAAGACAGUGAAGAGUUGAUUAAAAAAGAGGAAAAAGAGUUUAAUUUAAACAAAUUAAAGUACCCUAACGAAUGGGGGAAUUAUCAACAGGAAUCUUCAUUAAUCAAUUCGCAAUUCAAUAAAGAGAUUAUUACAAUCAAGAAAUCAUUAAUUGAGUCAAGUAAUUCUGACGAAGAAUUAUUCAAGAUAUAUAACGAGAUUGAGAAUAUUUAUAAGAUUUUUUCAAAAGGACCAUUACAAAACAAUGAGUUAAGAAUUGUUUUCUCCAGCUGUAAUAAUAAUAAUAAUAAUAAUAAUAAUAAUAGUAGUAGUAGUAGUAGUAAUAACAAUAACAAUAACAAUAACACUGUAUCGCUAUUGGAUUUAGAUGAUUCAUCAAAGGAUCAAGCGACUAAGAUUAUUAAAAACCUUGAAGAUAGUUUAAGUAUAUUGAAUAAUUUGAGAAAACAAAAGAGUAUAUUUUAUGAGCAGAUGAAGGAUGCUAUUCAUGAGGAUGAUAUUUCAAAUGUUUUGAUAUUGAAUAAGAAUUUGUCUGAGGAACAACUAAAGAAUACUAUUUUCAUUCAAGAAUUGGAGAAAUUUGAACCACAUGAGAAUCGAAUCGAGUUGACAAUUCAUAAACAGAGCACGAUUUUGCCUAUAAUUUCCAAGAAUUGGAAUGAGUUGAAUGGUAAUAAUUCAUACAUAAAAGAGAUUCGAGAAAAGGUGAAUAAGAUGAAAUUAGACAGUCAAAUAUUUGAGAAAUUAUUUAGACAAUUUGAGGUAAAUUUCAACAAAUAUAAAGGUAAUUAUCUCAAAGGAAAUGAAUUUUAUUUGAACUUGGUUAAAUAUUUUAAAGUUGUUGAGGAUAACAUCAAAGAAUUUGUCAAGGUCAGACAUGAUGAAAGUGUUAGAAUAAGUAAUAAGUUGAAUCCAAGAAAUGAUAGCUAUUGCGCGAGUGCAGAUUAUUUAGCAAAUAGACUUCAAAGAUUGGGUUUUGGAAAUAACAACAACAAUAGUAAUAGUAAUUCUGGAACAGAGUUAUAUUCAGCAACACCAAAAGUGCCAGAAAAGCCAUUGAAUCCAUAUCAACGACCCACAAGACCACCAGCUUCAUCUAUAUCUCAAGGACCUGGUGGAUUAUAUAGCGGGAAUUUUGGAAAUGCAGGAUUCAAUUCUACUCUAGGUGCAAGAUCAAGCUCAAAUUUAAACCAAGAUUACAAUAGAGCACCAUCCUUACCCCCAAAGAGCCAAAGCCUGUUCAAUAACUUGCCAUCAGGCAUAUCGUCGUUAUCGUAUCCAAAUGCACAAGCUCCAGUGGCACCAGGACACUACCCUGGGCCCCAACCUCCACCCAAGGUGCCACCACCAACAUAUGGCAGCCAACAACAAGAAAAGGAACAGCAAGAUGGCAUUGGCAUCUACAACACUCCCUCGAGCUUUGAUCCAUCAAUGUACUCAAGCUUCAGCAACUCGAGCCCCCAGAGCCAGAACAGCUCACGCCCAGGCCAGUACUCGAAGUACUACUGAGAAAAUGUAGCUACAUAGUGCAAUAAACAGGCAGCAUUUUGUGCUUCUUUCGCCUUUUGUGCAGCAAAGACAGCUGUCUGAAC